AUGCCUGAGAAGUUGCGUGAAGAUGCUCUUCAGCAUAUGGACUGGAAGAGGGCUUUGGCCAACCAGAAGGAAGAGCAGCUGCGGGCUUUCCUCGCCGACUAUCCAGCAGAUUUGCGGAAGAAGGUGCAGGAGAUGCACCAGGCCUUGGAGGCAAAGGACUACGAGAGGCUCCAGGAAGCUGCGCAGCAGGUCAUGGGAUCUGCCUCCUUCAUUGGUGCAACGCAGCUCCACAACUGCGUGUCGGACCUUGUCGAGGCGAUCGACUUGGAGUCCAAAGAGAGCUACAUUGUUGAUAAGACUGCAAGGGCAGCCAAAGAGGCAGAAGAAUUGGAGAGAGAGCUUGUGAGGGCAGGGUUUGCUCAGGACAGCUCUCCUGCAGCGGCCAACAAUGCCCAUGCUUGCUGCGCCCUACUGUAG
Messenger RNA from Durusdinium trenchii, 417 nucleotides. The record is from the annotation of a GenBank genome assembly. NCBI's taxonomy places the organism in Eukaryota, Dinophyceae, Suessiales, Symbiodiniaceae.